UGAAUGAUUGAAUUAUUGCAGGGUAAAGGGCAGAUGCUCACACAUUGGUUGAUAGGUGAAGAGAUUGAGAGGAGUAAGGCUCGCCUACGAGAGUCUAAUCAAUCUAUUCAAAGCUCUAAAAGACUGAGUGAGACGCCAGAUCUCCUGAGACAAACUGGAAAUGAUUUAGUAUCUCAUGCUUUUGAAAGAACUGAUGCACACUUACUGAGUCAACUGCACUUGAGAGCUGUCAAAUCAUGCUCCGGUCACCACAGUCAAGAAAUGCUGAUUGCUCUGAGCAAGAGGAAAAUGUCACCAGCCAGAAGGACAGGCUACCAUUCGGCUCCAGUUAUUACAUUCAAGGACACCAGUUUUGCCUGAGAGGAUUAUCUUUACCUUCUACCUGAAAAUUAUGUAUAUAUCUGUGUUUCAAUAUUUAUGUAUUUUUAAUAAAUAAAUAACAAAACCACCA
This is a messenger RNA of Nilaparvata lugens (brown planthopper), 451 nucleotides long. RefSeq lists its product as uncharacterized. NCBI's taxonomy places the organism in Eukaryota, Metazoa, Arthropoda, Insecta, Hemiptera, Delphacidae. The coding region runs from base 4 to 360 and encodes 118 amino acids. The transcript is spliced from 3 exons. The record is from RefSeq and is a predicted model, not a curated record.